Gopherus flavomarginatus (Mexican gopher tortoise) is the source of this 2946-nucleotide messenger RNA. It is a transcript of the gene FANCF, whose product is annotated as FA complementation group F. The transcript has a single exon. Bases 75 to 1112 code for a protein of 345 amino acids. The record is from RefSeq and is a predicted model, not a curated record. Gene Ontology annotation, cellular component: Fanconi anaemia nuclear complex. Lineage: Eukaryota; Metazoa; Chordata; Testudines; Testudinidae. Gene Ontology annotation, biological process: interstrand cross-link repair.
AGACGCGAGCGGAAGGCAGAGCCGCUGUUCAAACUUGCGGCGGGAAGUGCCGGGGGCCCAGACGAGCCGUCGCCAUGGAGACGCUGUUGUGGCAGGUGGAGCAGCUGCCCGGGCUCCUGGCCGUGUCCCGCUCAGGGCAGGUUCGGGACUGGGACCCGCCAACCCUGGAUAGAGCCCUGCAGUGGGGCCGUUACUUCCAACACCUGCACGGCCGCUUCCGCGCCCAGCCCCGGCUCCGGGCCGCCCUGGGGCAGCGGCUCCGCCGAGGGCAGCACGGGCCGCCGCUUGGCUUCGGACACCUGGGGCGCUGCCCGGAGCUGCUGGGCCUAGCGCUGCUGGGCAACCGGGCGCUGCCUCCCGCCGCCUACCACCGCCUCCUGCGGAGCUUGCUGCUGCCGCCCAGCGGCCAGGCUACCCCGGGGCCCUGCAGCCUCGGCCUCCUGGCCCGGCGCAAGGCCGCCGCCCAGCUGCUGCCGCCGCCCAGCCCAGCCCAGGCGCGCCCUGAGGAGCUGGAGCUGGAGCAGUCGCUGCGGACCGAGGCCCAGCUGCUGCUGUCCCGGCUGCAGGAAGACGAGGAGGAGGAGCAGGGACUGGCGGGUGUCCUGGAGCAUCUGCCCAGGCCUAGGGUCUACCGGGUGCUGGCGGCGCUGCUGCUGGAGCAGGCCGGGGACAACGCUGGCAGAGAGGGGGCCAGCUGGGCAGAGCACAGGGAGGGGCCCAGGCCGGCUGCAGCGGUGCUCUCCUGGCUGCUUGGGGAGCCAGGCCGGCUCUCCGUCUUCUGCCGCCUCCUCCCGGGCUCCCUCCUCGUUGCCCUUUCUGCCCGAUACCCCCAGCUGGGCACCCCUUACUUGCAUCUCCUUACCAGCUGGGGCAGCCGCCUGCGCUACGAUCCCCUGAGCGGCCAAUGGGCCAGCAGCCGCUGCCCUAGUGAGGACGAGCUCUCCUGGGAAGAGCUGCGGGAGCGCUUCAGCUGCUUCAUGAGGGGACCUGCCCCGCUCCGAGAGGCUGCCCUGGCUUCUCUGAAAAACCUGAAGAUCCAGGAUGGAGACUUCGAAGUCUGCGGCCUGAGUGUCUGGACUGACCUGUUGCUGGAGUUGGAGGCACCUCUCUAAAGACACUCGAACGUUAGCUCGGAGGAAGAGAGGACUAGGACAUUAAAUAGGUUUCAUAGGAAAUUAAAUAGUCUGAAAUCCAAGAAACCGGAGUAACUUUCUUUUCUCCAUAACUAACAUCAAAGUCAAAUGGAUUAUAUCUUGUUUGGAGUGAAAGGGCAACUUUGUGAUCAGAUUGCAUGCCAUAAAACUUAAGUAAGUUAGCAAAGAGUGCCUUAGGGAUUGGGUUCUGCUCGUGCACAUGCUGGUGUAAACCUGGACUGACUCCUCCUCUACAGGAGUUACCCAUGUAAAAUCUGUGUAAAUGAGCCCAGAAUCAGGCUCCUUACAUCUAGUCAAGUAGUUCCCAGUUACAUUUCUCUUACACUCGGAACAAGUUGACUAGGAAUUUUCUUCUUUCCUCUUCCAGUUUAUUUUCUUCCCUCCACCUCUUAUGUUUUUACCAGCUCUGAUAUUCCCCAAUACUUAUGGUUGGGCUGUUUGGUUUAAGAGUACCCUUAAUUCUGUUGAUCACUAACAGGAAAUGCUUCCAUCCCCUAUUGGCACUAUUGCUACAAAAUUCAAGUGUGUGAAUACCUUAAGAUAUAGAGAAACUAGCUUAACUUUCUGUGUGUUGAAAAGAUAGAAAUUGAACUGUGUAUUGCCAUGGGCACAGUGUGUUGACAUUUGUCUGUUUCUAGCAGUUGCAAACUGGCAGAGUACAAAAAGGGGGAAAGGGCUUUUUGUCUCACUUACUUAGGAUACUCAUAAUUCCAGGUUAAAUCUAUUUUUCACUAUCACCUUGUCUUCCAGUGGUGGUUUAUUUUUGCCUUUUUUUCCUUCAUGCUUCGAAAUAUCCUAGGCACAAUGUGGGUAGGACUGCAGAGGUCAGAGGCGACUUCAUGCCCAAUGGGAAAGAAUCCAAAGAGCGUACAUAAAGCCUGCUGAUUUGAUCUUUUAUCAAUCACGAUGUAGCAUGUUUGUUUCUAUGUUGCAGUGGAAACUUCAUUUUCCUAUCCUACAAAUGGAUACUCAGUAGCUUAGCUUUUUGUUGAGAGUUUCUUUCACCAAACUGGGACCAGAAUGGGAGAGUAGAAAUACCUUCUUUCAAAUGGGUUGGGCAACAAACUUCUUUCCCUCCUAGAUGAUUACUGAAGGACCUGCUUGUCUUAAUUGUCUUUAUUAAACUCUGACUCUGAUCACAAUCUCUAUGUGGGAAAAUAAUUACUGGUCAGGAUUUGCUAAAUGAAGGCUAGAUGUGCAAACUGACCAUGAACUAUAAAAUGGGCAUUAUCCUGCAGUUUACUGUGAAAAGUCUAGGUUAACUGCUCAGCUUUUUUUUAAAUAAAACACUUUAUUACACAAAGCAAGAAGUGGAAUGUUACAGGUAUGGAAGGUAUUUGACCUACAGCCUCAAUAUACAUCUGAGCUAUGAUGCUAUCUAACUGCACAUAAAAAUAAACAGUAAAUCUGUUUUGCAAAGCAAUUGAAAUGCUGUAUGGCGAUGAUACAGGGCCAAAUCACAACCUCCCUAUGUCUGUGGGUGAGCAGUUAAUUGAUGAGACUACCCAGGUAAUGUUACUACUUGUGUGAGUGACUGCUCAUCAGUGGACCAUAAAGGGGGAAAUCAUAAGCUGGAGAUAUCUGAAAAAUGCUUUAGAUAGUGCUUUUAAAACAGAACAAUGUAAAAGGAAUAUGCCAGAAUUCUUAAAACUGCUGUACAUCAGCAAGUCUAGUCUAAUCUGAGAGCAAAUUUGUAUGGGCAAGUUAUAAACCUAAUAAAAUAGAAAACUAUGCUAUAAACCCCUUAAUUAAAAGAUCUUUCUUUAUUGUAGGGAUAGUAAAUGAGAGAGAG